GACAAAAGUUUUCAUACUUUAAAAGUUUCAACUCGACAUUAUAUGGUAGGUCUGAACACAUAUUUUGAGAUUUGAUAUAAAAAUGUGUACUUUCACUUCUUUGCCAAACACACCAUUACCCCUUCCCAUAUCACCUGCUACGUGGCACCCCUUCCCGCCUCUUGUAUUUCUCUUCCAGCCAAGUCACAUCCAGUCUUCUCUUCCUCCGCCCCUCUCUCGCCCGCCACUGAUCGAUUUCACAGUGAAAAGCAUUCUAUUUACUGUGUACAGUCGAGAGAAAAUGGCGAAUAUUUCGGCGGCUUUCUCGGCGGCCGCGCUAUCUAAGGUGAUAUUCCUCUCGCCCAGCUCCGGUUCCAGAAGAACCCGACUUCCCAUCGCGAAAUUGCGCGGCCGCACAAGGGGGGGUACUGUGGUCCAGUCUGGAGCGCCGGCAGUCCGGAGAGAGGAGGGUGUUGUAUUGGAAGGAAGCGACGGAGAGUUGGCCAUUAAAGUGAACGGGGGUUUGAAUGGGCUCGCAGGUUUGGCCGAGAGGUAUAGCAAUGGGAGCAUCAGGACUGGGAAUCGAAGCUUGGUGAGGGCCACUGAGGUCUUUGAGAAGAAGAAGAAGAAGAAGACUGUGGAGGAGAUUGGGAAAGAGGAGGCUUGGUUUAAGAAGAAAGGGAUAGAUCAAGCCGAGGUAUCAGUUGCUCCUGGUGGUCGGUGGAGUAGAUUUAAAACAUAUUCAACAAUUCAAAGGACACUGGAGAUAUGGGGAUUUAUUUUCACUUUUGCCUUCAAAGCUUGGCUAAACAAUCAGAAGUUCUCUUAUCGGGGAGGGAUGUCAGAAGCGAAGAAAGUUAGUAGGAGGAAGACUCUUGCAAAAUGGUUGAAGGAAAACAUUUUGAGAUUAGGUCCUACUUUCAUCAAGAUUGGUCAGCAGUUUUCCACUAGAGUGGAUAUUCUUGCUCAGGAAUACAUUGAUCAACUGUCAGAACUUCAGGAUCAAGUCCCUCCAUUCCCAUCAGAAAAUGUUGUAUCAAUACUUGAAGAAGAAUUUGGAUCUCCGUUGGAUGAUAUAUUUGACAGAUUUGAUCUUGAACCGAUAGCCGCUGCUAGCCUUGGUCAGGUGCAUCGUGCAAAAUUGAAAGGCCAGGAAGUUGUUGUUAAAGUGCAGAGGCCGGGGCUUAAGGAUCUCUUUGACAUUGACCUUAAAAACUUGAGGGUGAUAGCUGAAUAUCUUCAAAAAAUUGAUCCCAAGUCAGAUGGUGCAAAAAGGGACUGGGUUGCCAUCUAUGAUGAGUGCGCAAAUGUCUUGUAUCAGGAAAUUGACUACAUAAAAGAAGCUUCUAAUGCAGAACUAUUUGCAAAGAACUUUAAAAAUCUGGACUAUGUGAAAGUACCAACAAUAUAUUGGGACUACACGACUACACAGGUCCUCACCAUGGAGUAUGUUCCAGGGAUAAAAAUAAAUAGGAUACAAGCAUUAGAUCAGUUGGGAGUUGAUAGGAAGAGGUUGGGGAGAUAUGCUGUUGAAUCUUAUCUGGAGCAGAUUCUAUCUCAUGGAUUUUUUCAUGCCGAUCCUCAUCCGGGAAAUAUUGCUGUUGAUGAUGUUAAUGGUGGAAGGUUGAUCUUUUAUGAUUUUGGAAUGAUGGGAAGUAUAAGUUCAGAUAUCAGAGAAGGCUUACUAGAAGUAUUUUACGGGGUUUAUGAGAAGGAUCCAGAUAAGCUUCUGCAAGCAAUGAUUCAAAUGGGUGUUCUUGUUCCUACUGGAGAUAUGACAGCUGUCAGGAGAACUGCUCAGUUCUUCCUUAACAGUUUUGAAAAGCGCCUUGCUGAACAGAAGAGAGAGAGGGAGUUGGCAAAAACAGAACUUGGAUUCAAAAAGCCUCUGAGCAAAGAAGAAAAGAUAGCAAAGAGGAAACAACGUUUAGCUGCAAUUGGUGAAGAUCUAUUAUCCAUUGCAGCCGAUCAGCCAUUCCGCUUUCCUGCCACGUUCACUUUUGUUGUCAGAGCAUUUUCAGUGUUGGAUGGCAUUGGUAAAAGUCUCGAUCCACGGUUUGAUAUAUCUGAGAUUUCUAAGCCGUAUGCAAUGGAAUUGCUCAGGUUUCGUGAAGCUGGAGUUGAACUAAUUAUAAGGGACUUAAGGAAGAGAUGGGACAGACAAGCUCGUGCAUUUUCCAACCUGUUUAGGCAGGCUGAUAGGGUUGAGAAGCUUGCAGAAGUUAUCCAAAGAUUGGAGCAAGGUGAUCUGAAACUUCGGGUUAGAGCUUUGGAGUCUGAAAGGGCUUUUCAACGUGUCGCUGCUGUUCAGAAAACCGUGGGAAGUGCAGUUGCAGCCGGAAGCUUAGUUAACCUUGCAACAGUUUUGUACCUUAGUUCUAUAAGAGUGCCUGCUAUGAUUGCAUAUGGCUUAUGCGCUUUCUUCGGCUUCCAAGUUCUGUUUGGCAUUCUCAAAGUUAGAAGUUUAGAUCAACGCGAAAGAUUAAUCACCGGAACUGCUUGAACAAAAAGUCCAUCCAACUAGACGAACACACCGCGGCGGAUGAGAGUAUAUCUUCACGGGGGCCAUUUUUUUAAAUUACCGCUCGCGGAAAUUUUUACUUCCGUAGUUACCGUCUUAUGGUUAAACAUGUCAUUGAAAUUAGUUUGCCCAUUAAACUGACCUUAGCUUGAUGUACAUACUGUAUAAUUUUACAUAGUGGUCUGAAGUUCAUACACAACCCGAAUCUGCCCCAAAUUUGGGGGCAUAAAUUGUGUGUGUAUAAAAAGAUGGGCGAGCCACUUAGUCACUGUUGUGUAUUGUAUUAUUUUGUUCAUUCUUAAACUCAACUUUUGAUUAAAAUGUAGAAAUUUUA
Messenger RNA from Cuscuta campestris, 2834 nucleotides. NCBI's taxonomy places the organism in Eukaryota, Viridiplantae, Streptophyta, Magnoliopsida, Solanales, Convolvulaceae. The record is from the annotation of a GenBank genome assembly.